Menidia menidia (Atlantic silverside) is the source of this 2763-nucleotide messenger RNA. The record is from the annotation of a GenBank genome assembly. NCBI's taxonomy places the organism in Eukaryota, Metazoa, Chordata, Actinopteri, Atheriniformes, Atherinopsidae.
CUGGACUCCAAACUGACAAGACUGUCUGGAUCUUAUUUUCUAAAUUCCAAAUUUGAUAUAAUAAGAGCAAAUGAGGACACACGUUUGAUUUCCCCUCCUGUUUUGAGGCAUUUCUUCGUCCAGGCAGAUGUCAAGGAGGGCUUUCUUAAGGAAUAAUAUGGAUGAAGCCAAGAAGAGGGGCUGAGGAAUUAUUGAAACGCUUUUGGAUGAAACGUUUUGGCUGACAUCAGAAGCUGGUUAUCUCUUACCCUGCGACGACAUCGACGAGGCAACAGGCAUGAUUUUGAUGUUGCAGCCAAACAGCAAAUAAAUCUCACUGCAUGCGCUUUUUGCUCUGUCAUAUCUUUUUUUUCGACGUAUAAGAACGACAUUUCUCUGGGAUAAAAAAAAAAAAAAUGGCUCACCUAAUCCGGCACAAGCUCUCAAAUAAACUGACCAACGCGGCCCACACGGUGUCAAACAAAUCUCAGGCCAAGGUCAGCGGGGUGUUCGCCCGUUUGGGCUUCCAGGCGGCCACGGAUGAGGAGGGUCUGGGUUUCGCCGAGUGCGACGACUUGGAUUAUGACUACAGGCAAGGGAUGCAAAUGGACGUCCUCCAGGGAGAAGAGGAAGGGGGAGACAUGGAAGGAGAGGAGGGUCUGGAGGGAGACAGCCACUACCAGAGGGACGGCACCGGCCCCCGGCCCUCCCUGAAGACCGGGGGCUCUCUGGAGGAGGACAAGCCCAAAAUCACGUCAUGGGAAGCCGGCUGGAACGUGACCAAUGCCAUUCAGGGCAUGUUCGUCCUCGGCCUGCCGUACGCCAUCCUCCACGGCGGCUACCUCGGCCUCUUCCUCAUUAUCUUCGCGGCCGUGGUGUGCUGCUACACCGGCAAGAUCCUCAUCGCCUGCCUGUACGAGGAGAACGAGGACGGCAUCAAGGUGCGCGUGAGGGACUCCUACGUGGACAUCGCCAACGCCUGCUGCGCGCCCCGCUUCCCCGCGCUGGGCGGCCACGUGGUGAACGUGGCCCAGAUCAUCGAGCUCAUCAUGACCUGCAUCCUCUACGUGGUGGUGAGCGGUAACCUGAUGUACAACAGCUUCCCGGGGUUUCCCGUCUCCCAGAAGGCCUGGUCAGUGGUGGCCACGGUGGCCCUCCUGCCCUGUGCCUUCUUGAAGAACCUCAAGGCCGUGUCCAAGUUCAGCUUGCUCUGCACCCUGGCGCACUUCGUCAUCAACAUCCUCGUGAUCGCCUACUGCCUCUCCAGGGCUCGAGACUGGGCCUGGGAGAAGGUGAAGUUCUACAUCGACGUGAAGAAAUUCCCCAUCUCCAUCGGCAUCAUCGUGUUCAGCUACACCUCCCAGAUCUUCCUCCCCUCCCUGGAGGGAAACAUGCAGAAGCCCAGUGAGUUCCACUGCAUGAUGGACUGGACUCACAUCUCUGCCUGUGUCCUCAAGGGCCUCUUUGCUCUGGUGGCCUACUUGACGUGGGCAGAUGCCACCAAAGAGGUCAUCACAGAUAACCUGCCGUCCACAAUCCGAGCAGUGGUCAACAUCUUCCUUGUUGCCAAAGCUUUGCUGUCCUACCCAUUACCCUUCUUUGCUGCGGUUGAAGUUCUGGAGAAAUCCUUUUUCCAGGACGGUGGGCGAGCCUUCUUCCCUGACUGCUACGGCCCCGGUGGGCAGUUGAAAACCUGGGGUCUGGGCCUUCGAAUAGUCCUAGUAGUCUUCACCUUGCUCAUGGCGAUCUUCGUCCCUCAUUUCGCCCUCCUCAUGGGUUUAACUGGCAGCCUGACUGGCGCAGGCCUGUGCUUCCUCUUGCCAAGCCUCUUCCACCUCAAGCUCCAGUGGAGAAAUCUCCUCUGGCACCAUGUCUUCUUUGACGUUGCCAUUUUUGUUAUCGGGGGCAUAUGUGCCAUAUCUGGCUUCAUUCACUCUGUUGAAGGACUGAUAGAGGCGUACACGUACGAUAUCCACGACUGAGAGCUCCAGAGAGGGCCUCUGUUGAAUAUUAAUGCCCUAUAAAAGGACUCAAAGUUCAAGAAAACACAUAGACAACUUGAUAUCCAAUCUCAUGAGGGGGAUUAUUUGUGUGAAAUGUACAUCUUUUUUUAUUUUGCCUUCGUCAUAAUGUGCAAUAAUAAACUCUACAGUCAUAGUGUAAAGUAGUUAAUCCUUCCAGAAAAAAAAGUUUGAAUGACUGGACAGAGGAACCGAAUCUCCACGUGGAAGGGGGUGGUUAUGCAGGCCCUAAAAAGCCUCUCCAGGUCUCAGUCUUCUUGCAACGAUCCAGUGAAAAUGUCCAACGUGGGUCUAACGUGAGUGUGUAAGUGUUUUUAUCUGGGGAAUGAUAUAUGUGGAAAACAAUGGAAUGAAAAUGUUAUUGGUUUUUUGAGCUGCUAGGUAUCAUUAAUCCCACUUCAGAGAAAACAAAACGCACCCAUCAGCUCAGAUGGUGCUCCAUGAACCAUGACUAACUUAUGUGUAGUGGUUUGAACUGAAUUAUUCUUUUCUAAUGGUUUUGUGUUUUCUUUCUCAUUCUUAUGCCAGUCUUGUUGUGGUCCCCGUUGGCUCGUUUGUUUUUUUGGUGUUUCAAGUGUCAUUCUGGAUGAAGUGAAUAAGUGCAAGAAAGUGGGUCCUAAUUGUGUUAUAUAACAGUAUCUGUCUGAUAAUAUUUUGUUCCUAUUGAACUUGUUAAUCGUGAUUUAAUGGAACUAAUCAUGGUGUGUGAGACAAAGAGUAUUUGUUGAAUUAAGAGAUAAAUAAAUCAAGUAUUUUGUGGCUG